Molecule: messenger RNA, 2664 nt
Organism: Trichomonas vaginalis G3
Lineage: Eukaryota; Parabasalia; Trichomonadida; Trichomonadidae
Product: protein kinase protein
Exons: 1
Coding region: 1-2664 (887 amino acids)
Biological process (GO): protein phosphorylation
Molecular function (GO): ATP binding; protein kinase activity
Source: RefSeq, a predicted model, not a curated record
AUGACGACUGCCGUAUUUUCAUCAAACGGCAAUCUCCUUGAAUUACUUGAAGAUUUUCCUCAAUACAAUUUGGAUAUUAAUGAUUUUAAGAUCAUUGGAGAGGUUGGUAAUGGCGAAUGCUCAAAAGUUUUCAGAGCAACACAUAAUCCAACACUUCGUGAAUGUGCAAUCAAACAGAUUUAUGAUAAAAACGUUCUAAAUGACAAUUUUAAGAGUUUUACAUCAGAAGUUCGGACCUUAGCUGCUUGCAAUAAUCCAUGUGUUAUUAGAUUCAUUGGAUAUACAUCAGUUCCACCAUAUUCGAUAAUCACUGAAUAUAUGCCGAAUAAUUCACUUGAAUCUUUCCUAUAUGCACCUCACGAAAACAAAAAGAACCUUUUAACAGAUACAAUUCUCACGGAAAUUGCAAUUGGUGUUGCUUGGGGUAUGCAAUAUCUGCAUUCGAUAUCAAUAAUGCAUAGACAUUUACGUGUUUCAAAUGUUUUACUCGAUCAAAAUUUUAUGGCCAAAAUUUCGGAUUUUGGAAACGCUAGAUUUGUAGAUGAAAACUCGAUUUUAACGAAAAUGAUUGAAUCGCCCAUUUACACAGCUCCAGAAGCAGCUUUAUCCAAUUCAUACGAUUAUAAAUCUGAUAUCUACUUAUAUGGGCUAUUAUUGUAUGAGUUGUCAGAAAAAGUACGACCAUAUACAGAUAUUAAACAAUCCGAAAUCAUAGAUUUAGUAAUUAAAAAAGGAUUACGUCCAAAUUUUUCUCAAAUUACGCCAGAACCACUUAAGAACUUAAUAACAAGAUGUUGGUCACAAAAUCCAGAUGAAAGGCCAUCAUUUGAAGAUAUAUUUGAUGAAUUUCACAGCGGAAAUGUUACAUUUCCAAAAGCAAAUCAUAAUGAAGUGUCAAAUUACGCCAAAAACCUAAUUCAAAUACAGGAAAGUAUGGAACCAAAGAAAAAUACUAUUGAUCCUGAAAAUGGACCCAAAAUUUCCAAUAAAAUUCAAAAGAAAUUCAAAUUAAACAGGAAAAAAGUUGAAGAAGCGGACAGUUCAUAUGAAGAGAACAGUUCAAGUGAAGAGGAAGAAAUUAAAGACCCUCAAAUUGAUGAAGAAGAUGAAGAAGACGAAGAUUAUUCUGAUUUGGAGGAAGAAGAAGAAAUAGAAGAGAAUGACCUUGAAAAUAUUUGUUCCUGUAUCAAGAUGCCUGCAAUUAUGAGAAAAUCUUCAAUUUUUGAUGAAGAAAAUAAAAUUGAAAUAAUAAAUUACGACAAACUUACUCAUCCUGGCUUUAAAUCACUACUUCAGCGAUACUCAACAACAUCCCUCUCUGAUUUCGAUAAAAAUUCCGCUCCAAUUUUAGAAUAUUACCAUGAAGGAACUUCAAACGUUAUUUUAAGCGUAAUUGUUAAUUAUUCGCUUGAUCUGAUGAAAGAAAACCCAGAAUUCAUCAAAUUGUUCAAUGAAAAAGGUUUUUUUACCAAAAUAGAAGAUAUUCCAGAAGAAAUUGCAAGUAGUUUAAUUGAUUGUUAUGGCUGCAUUGUUUCCAACAUGCCACAUUUGUUGAAUCAGAAUCAUGUCCAAACUUUCAUCAAAUUAUUGAAAAUAAAUCCAGAAAAAAUGUUUCCUUUGCUACACAAAUACUGUAGUUUGUUUGGUACUCUUGAAAGCCCAUGGUUUAUUGCUGAUAUUCCUCUUCAUAUCCUUCAAGAUUUCAUAAAUACCAAAUAUGGCGCCGAAAUUCUUACUAUUUUAUACUAUUUAGUGACACAUUAUGAGUCGUAUGCAUCAGCGAGAAGCUCCCAUGUACUCAGUUCGUUCAUUAUUGGAAUUUCUUCCACGGAUGUUGAAACAAUUUCGGUUUCUUAUGAUGGAAUCAUCAAUUUAACAAAUGAUUUCUCAUCAAUUGACCAUACAUUGAUCAUUUCUCAUCUGUCAAACGCUAAAUUAUGGGAGAAAUCCUUGAAUUUACUGUUAAGAAGCCAAGAAAUACCUUAUUCUAAUGAUUUCGUGUCUAUUUUGAUGUGUCAUACAUGCGAGAGUCGUUAUACAUGGCUAAUUCUGUUGAGAAUUGUCACUUCCAAGCAAGAUAAUUCUGAUUUGAUCGUAAAAUCAUCAGUAUGGAUGAAAGAUUCAUCAAAAUAUCCAAAAGAAGCAACAAAACUGUUCUUGAUGCUAUUUGUUCAUGAAAAAUAUCGUCAAGAACUUUGUGAUUCAGAAUAUUUUGGAAAAUUUAUGGAAUCGUUGGCAUCAAGUCAGGAUUAUGAAUUGUUUGCAACCAUAGCAUCAAUACUGACUAGAAUUAACUUGACCAAACAAAUUUUUGAAAAUUUAGAAAAAUAUAAUUUUACUAAAUCAUUUGUUGAAGCAUCUUUAUGCAGCGAAACAAAUGAAUCUAUAUUUUCAACACUCAUUGUCAUUGAUAAUUUGUGUAGAAUCGGUUAUAGUGACUCAUUUCUUUUGUAUUCAGAAAAAUUAGUUGAAUUAUUAACUAAUAAAUACCUUUAUUCGAAAGUAGUGCAUGUAAUAACAUCACUCUCAUUCCAUAGAGAAUGUGCUUGGAUCUUUAUCCAGCUAGGAUUAGUUCAAUACUUCGAUAAAUUGAAACAAGUCCAAAAAUUUGGAAAUCUUGCAAUUACAUUCCUUAGAAAUAUGAAAAUGUUGUUGUCUGAAUAA